Messenger RNA from Miniopterus natalensis, 2500 nucleotides. The record is from RefSeq and is a predicted model, not a curated record. Lineage: Eukaryota; Metazoa; Chordata; Mammalia; Chiroptera; Miniopteridae.
AUGGGUCCCUUUGAAACCCCCGGCGUUUCUCGACUCUUAGGCAUUUUGGGAGCCACUUUCCUUCCUUGUGGAUAUGCCUUUGUGAACAGCCAGGAAUGGACGUUAAGUCGGUCGGUCCCAGAGCUCAAAGUGGGCAUCGUGGGCAACUUGGCCAGCGGCAAGUCGGCUCUGGUGCACCGCUACCUGACCGGCACCUACGUCCAGGAGGAGUCCCCCGAAGGUGGCCGCUUCAAGAAGGAGAUCGUUGUUGACGGGCAGAGCUACCUGCUGCUGAUUAGAGAUGAAGGGGGCCCCCCAGAGGCCCAGUUUGCCAUGUGGGUGGACGCUGUUAUAUUUGUCUUCAGCCUGGAGGAUGAGAUCAGCUUCCAGACCGUCUACCACUACUACAGCCGGAUGGCCAACUACCGGAACACGAGCGAGAUCCCGCUGGUGCUGGUGGGCACCCAGGAUGCCAUAAGUUCCACCAACCCGCGGGUCAUCGACGACUCCAGGGCGCGGAAGCUGUCCAGCGACCUGAAGCGGUGCACCUACUAUGAGACGUGCGCCACCUACGGCCUGAACGUGGAGAGGGUCUUUCAGGACGUGGCCCAGAAGAUCGUCGCCACGAGGAAGAAGCAGCAGCUGUCCAUCGGGCCCUGCAAGGGGUGGCCUCAGGUCCCUGGAGGGUGUCCUUAGCCAAACCCUGGUUCUGAAUCCUUCCAGACGAGCAACGGAGGCGGGAGCCUGAGCGACUACUCGUCCUCCGUCCCCUCGACGCCCAGCACCAGCCAGAAGGAGCUGCGCAUCGAUGUCCCCCCCACGGCCAACACCCCCACGCCCGUCCGCAAGCAGUCCAAGCGCCGGUCCAACCUUUUCACCUCUCGGAAAGGGAGCGACCCCGACAAAGAGAAGAAGGGCCUGGAGAGUCGCGCGGACAGCAUCGGGAGCGGGCGAGCCAUCCCAAUUAAACAGGGCAUGCUGCUGAAGCGGAGUGGCAAAUCCUUGAACAAAGAGUGGAAAAAGAAGUAUGUCACCCUGUGCGACAACGGUGUGCUCACCUACCACCCCAGCCUGCAUGAUUACAUGCAGAACGUCCACGGCAAAGAGAUCGACCUUCUGAGAACCACCGUGAAGGUCCCCGGGAAGAGGCCCCCCCGCGCCACGUCGGCCUGUGCGCCCAUCUCCAGCCCCAAAACCAAUGGCCUGUCCAAGGACAUGAGCAGUUUACACAUCUCUCCAAAUUCAGGGAGUGUCACUAGUGCGCCUGGGUCUCAGAUGGCCAGCGGCACCAGCCUGGGCUCCUUCAGCCGACCGGACGGCAUGCAGCAGCGGUCCUACUCGGUCUCCAGUGCCGACCAGUGGAGCGAGGCGACGGUCAUUGCAAACUCGGCCAUCAGUAGCGACACGGGGCUGGGCGACUCCGUGUGCUCCAGCCCCAGCAUGUCGAGCACCGCCAGCCCCAAGCUGGACCCGCCGCCGUCCCCGCACGCCAACAGGAAGAAGCACCGGCGGAAGAAGAGCGCCAGCAACUUCAAGGCCGACGGGCUGUCGGGCACCGCGGAAGAGCAAGAAGAAAACUUCGAAUUCAUCAUCGUGUCCCUCACCGGCCAGACGUGGCACUUCGAGGCCACCACGUAUGAAGAGAGAGAUGCAUGGGUCCAAGCCAUCGAGAGCCAGAUCCUGGCCAGCUUGCAGUCCUGUGAGAGCAGCAAGAACAAGUCCCGGCUGACCAGCCAGAGCGAGGCCAUGGCCUUGCAGUCGAUACGGAACAUCCGAGGGAAUUCGCACUGUGUGGACUGCGAGACCCAGAAUCCCAACUGGGCCAGUCUGAACCUGGGGGCCCUCAUGUGCAUCGAGUGCUCAGGGAUCCACCGGAACCUCGGCACCCACCUUUCUCGAGUCCGAUCGCUGGACCUGGACGACUGGCCAAUCGAGCUCAUCAAGGUGAUGUCGUCCAUCGGGAACGAGCUGGCCAACAGCGUCUGGGAAGAGAGCAGCCAGGGCCGGACGAAGCCCUCGCUGGACUCCACGAGGGAGGAGAAGGAACGGUGGAUCCGGGCCAAGUACGAGCAGAAGCUCUUCCUGGCACCGCUGCCCUGCACCGAGCUGUCCCUGGGCCAGCACCUGCUGCGGGCCACCGCCGACGAGGACCUGCGGGCGGUCAUCCUGCUGCUGGCCCACGGCUCCCGGGACGAGGUCAACGAGACCUGCGGGGAAGGCGACGGCCGCACAGCUCUGCACCUGGCCUGCCGCAAGGGGAACGUGGUCCUGGCGCAGCUCCUGAUCUGGUACGGGGUGGACGUCAUGGCCCGCGACGCGCACGGGAACACGGCGCUGGCCUACGCGCAGCAGGCCUCCAGCCAGGAGUGCGUGGAGGUGCUGCUGCAAUACGGCUGCCCCGACGAGCGCUUCGUGCUCAUGGCCACCCCCAACCUGUCCCGGAAGAGCAACAGCCGGAGCAGCGGCAGCGGGCGGGUGCCCACCAUCAUCUGAGGGCCGCCGCGCCCCUGCCCGCCGCCCC